Messenger RNA from Cryptosporidium muris RN66, 666 nucleotides. RefSeq lists its product as uncharacterized. The record is from RefSeq and is a predicted model, not a curated record. The coding region runs from base 1 to 666 and encodes 221 amino acids. Gene Ontology annotation, cellular component: signal peptidase complex; membrane. Lineage: Eukaryota; Apicomplexa; Conoidasida; Eucoccidiorida; Cryptosporidiidae. The transcript has a single exon.
AUGAAGAAGGAUUCCUUAGAUAGUGAGAAGCUUGGAUUUGAAGCCCUUAAAGACAAGGAGACAAGUAAAGUGGCUCUUAAAAAACUUUGCAAGGAAUUUCAACACAACAAAUUACUUAAUUUAUACAAUGAGAAUGAUAUGACACGCUUUUUAAUAAAUGUAAUAAAUACAAUGUUAUCAAUGCUUGGUUUUCAGGAAGAACUUCAAUUAUUUCAUCGAAAGAACUUUGUAAUGAUUUUAGCUGUUUUAUUUGGAAUAUAUGGUUCUGUUAUUGCGAAAUUCCCUGGUCAGAAAUAUAUUAUACUUUUUUGUGUAUUUGGAUUUUUUUUAUGUAUGACUACUUUGUUACUUAUUGAUUACUAUUCUCCCUGCCGUGGUCACUCUAUAUCAUUCUCUCAGCCAUCCUCAAGAUCUAAGAAACUUUCCGAAUAUUGGAUAUAUAAUAAGGAGGCAUACUACAUAAAAAUAUCCCUAGAUAGACCUACAGCAGAAAUGAAAUUUGAAGUUACUAAUACAAGUUGUAAUAUAUGUACUAGUGUUAAUGUUGGCAAACUUUUCACUGAAAAUGGCUAUAUGGCUAUCAAUUCACUUUUUAAUAUAAUAUCGAAGCUCUUAUUGGAUAUAUGGAAAGCUGAGAAAGAACGGAAUAGCAAAAAACAGCUUUGA